CAGCCCAUUAACAGUAAUUAACUAAUUUAACUUAUUAAUGAGUUAAUUUCCAUUUAACUAAUAUUGUUAAAUAUCAUUAAUUCACAAUAAUAUAUAAUUCACACUUAACUAAUAAAGUUUGAAUCCUAACUUAAAUCACUACAAAUCCUAAAUUAUGCAUUAACAAUAAUUAACUAAUUAAUAAACAAAUUAAACCUAAUCAUCAUUGAUCAAUUAACUAAUAUUUAAAUCUAACUAAUAUUAUCAACUCAAAUUCUAAACCCAUUUCCUCAAUGUUUUAACUUAAUUAAUUAGUUAAUUAAUUUUCAUUUAACUAAUAUUGUUGUUAAAUAUUAUCUCAUUAAUAAUUCACAAUAAUAAUUCACACUAAACUAAAUAAUAAUAAAGUUUCAAUCCUAGCUAUAUUAUGCAUCCCAUUAACAAUAAUUGCUAAUAAAUAAUAAUUGGUGAUGAUUAAUAACCUAAUAAGCUAGCUAACUUAAUUAAAUCACUACAAGUCACUAAUUAAUUAAUCUAUAAUAAGCUAGCGAAUACUUAAAUCAUCACUACACAUCCUAAAUUAUGCAUUAAUAACAAUAAUUGCUAAUAAACAAACCGGCCUAAUCAUUGGUGAUAUAAACUCAUUUAACUAAUUAAUUAAACAAACCGGCCUAAUCCUAGCUAUAUUAUGCAUCACAUUAACUAAUUAAUAUUUAUAUUUAAAUUUAACUAAUUAAUUAAAUUACGUUAAUAGUUUAAUAAUAUAUUGUUAAUAAUAUGAAAAUUAACAUGACCUCACUAAAUUACGUUAAUAGUUUAAAUAAAUGAACAGCUAACCUCACUAAUUAAUUAUUAAGCUAAUAAUUAAUUAUUAUUAUAUAAAGAAAAAAGAAUCCUAACCUCACUAAUUAAUUAUUAAGCUAAUAAUUAAUUUAUUACACAAUUAAAAGAAAUUAGUUAAAAUGACAUACCUUAUCUGCAUAAACUGGGAAAAUGAUGAACUGACGGAUUACAUCAUUCAAUCUUUAAACCGAUACUACAUCACUCGAAUCUACGAAUUUUUGAACUGAUAAUUGUUGUUCUUGCAAUUGUAAUGGACGAUGGGGUUGGGUUAUAUAAAAACGUUUGUCACGGAUUUGUCACGGAUUUAUCCGUGACAACCCUUUUUUCGUACUGUAUUAUUAAAGGUUACCGCUGGAAAAUCAAUAAUUGAAGUUUGUCACGGCUUUUAUCACGGAUGGAUCCGUGACAAAGUUUUUUUGAAAUUUGUCACGGAUUUGUCACGGAUCUGUCCGUGACAAAUGCCCGGGAGCAAAAAAAGUAUUCAUCGGAGUAAAAAACCGGUCGCCGGAGUAAAUUUGUCACGGAUCAAAUCCGUGACAAUAUUUUGUCAUGGAUUUUGUCACGGACCUAUCCGUGACAACACAUUUUCGUGACAAAUCCCAAUAUUCUGUGACAAAGCCCGUGACAACUUUGUCAUGGCCGUAAUCCGUGACAAAAAUCCGUGACAAAGAGCGAGUUUUUUGUAGUGAAUGAAACUGUUGGUUUAGAGAAUGUUUUUGUUGCCCCUGAAAAUGAUAAUUUUGUGUCUGUCACUAAUUCGGGAGACACACCCGAAUAUAUUGCUACUGGCUCGCAUAGGGUGGAUUUAAUCGCAAUGUCCGAAAAACUUUCUGGGCUUUUUUUCAAGCGUUGGCAACAACGCAUGAAAAAUUGGUUAAUCACCAAAGGCUUGCUUUCGGUGGUUAUUAUGGUGUGUCCUCCAGUUGUUGAAUCUGAUCCCAAAAGUCUUGAAUGUCAUGCAAUUUGGCGUGAGAGGGACGAAAUUGCAAAAGGCAUGAUUCUCAUGGGUUUAUCCGACAUGUUGUUUGAUGUCUAUUGCAUCCUCCAUGGGACGGCUAAACACCUUUGGGAUGAGUAGGAUAGGAAAUAUAAUACGGAUGACCACGGUCUUGAGAAGUAUAUUGUUUCUAAAUUCCUGUGAUUUGACAUGAAAGAAGGUAAAUCAGUUUUAGAAAAGACACAAGAAUUUGAGUUUAUCUUACAUUCUCUUUGUGAAGCGGAUAUGGAAUUGCCGGAAAAAUUUAAAGUGAUGGCAGUCAUAGAAAAAUUUCCCAAGUCAUGGGAAGAUUUUGGUAUGACUUUAAAACAUAAAAUGAAAAAAAUCACUUGGAAAUCUUUAAUGCAUUCCAUAUCUGUUGAGGAAGAGCAUAAGAAAGUGGGCUACGUUGCGCCUAUGGAUUUUCAACCAAAGGCUCAUGUUGUAACCGGGGGAAACAAGCUCAUAUUUCUAAAAAUAAGCAACUGUCAUCUUUUAAACCCAUAAAAGCCAAAAAUUGCAAAGAAACCAAAGGCAAACCAACCAUGCUGGAACUGUGGACAGAUGGGGCAUUGGGCCAAAUUGUGUCUUAACAAAAAGGCCAAGGCUCAAUCUGGGAGACCUCAAGUUAACAUGGUGACUGGAGGGACUAGUUCUAAUGGCCUGUGGUUGAAAGAAUGGUGAUGAUGGGGAACACAAGUGCUGCAAGUGUGCAGGGAAUUGGAAAAGUAGAAAUAAAAUUUACUUCAGGAAAAAUUAUGUCCUUGCAUGGGGUUCGUCACGUUCCUGAAAUUAGAAGGAACAUUGUUGGUGGUUCCAUUUUUGUUAAGGAGAGUUAUGAGCUAUCUUUUAAAUUAAAUAAAAUUGUAAUUUUAUUUGGUGGAACUUUUAUUGGCAAGGGUUACUUGUGAGAUGGACUUUUUAAGAUUGUGGUUGAUUAUUUUGAAUUGAAUUAUGUAUCUAAGAAUUGUGAUUCUUCUUGUUUAUGGCAUUGUCGGUUGG
Messenger RNA from Cuscuta europaea, 2800 nucleotides. Lineage: Eukaryota; Viridiplantae; Streptophyta; Magnoliopsida; Solanales; Convolvulaceae. The record is from the annotation of a GenBank genome assembly.